Homarus americanus (American lobster) is the source of this 2924-nucleotide messenger RNA. RefSeq names its product endoglucanase 4-like. The record is from RefSeq and is a predicted model, not a curated record. Gene Ontology annotation, molecular function: hydrolase activity, hydrolyzing O-glycosyl compounds. Bases 43 to 2367 code for a protein of 774 amino acids. The transcript is spliced from 17 exons. Lineage: Eukaryota; Metazoa; Arthropoda; Malacostraca; Decapoda; Nephropidae. Gene Ontology annotation, biological process: carbohydrate metabolic process.
AACGAGGACCUUCCUCCCACAAUUAUUUCUUCCCCAGCAGACAUGGCUGGUGUCCCGUUAAAGACUUGCUUCCUGGGGGCCCUUACUCUCGCCCUCCUCCACACAGGAGCAGCGGGGAUUCAGUGUGAGAACAUUGAUAUUGUCCACGAGUGGGAUACUGGAUACAAGGCGGACUUUAAGCAAAUUUCUCCAGUGGAUGUAGAUGAAGACAACGGCCUCACUAUGCAAUGGACUUUCAGUGCUCCUGUAGAUUCCAUCAACUAUUACGAGGGGAGAGUGAUCAAGAAUGACGACUACCACUUUACCCUACAAAGCCACGACGUCGAAGUGGAUAAGGGCGACAAGCUCUCGUUUGUUUUCAAAAUACACUACUCUCAAGUGAAGCCCGUUAUCAACAGUGAAACGAUCAACUGCGUGCCCAUCUGCGGAGCAGCGGUGACUCAUUGUGAAAACAUUAAUAUUGUCAAAGAGUGGGAUACUGGAUACCUGGCGGACUUUAAGCAAAUUUGUCCUGUGGAUGUGGAUGAAGACGACGGCCUCACCAUACAAUGGACUUUCAGUGCUCCUGUAGAUUCCAUCGACUAUUACCAGGGGAGAGUGAUCAAGAAUGACGACUACCACUUUACCCUACAAACCGACGACGACGACGAAGAGGACGAGGGCGAAAAGCUCUCGUUUUUUUUCACGAUCCACUACUCCCAUGAGAAGCCCAUUAUCAUCAGUGAAACGAUCAACGGCGUGCUUAUCUGUGACGGGACUGCACCUACAGUUCAGCCCGUGGUCACUACAACUGAGGCUGUGGUGACUACAACUGAGCCCGUGGUGACAACAACUCUUCCCAUGGUCACUACAACUGAGGCCGUGGCCACUACUGUGCCCGAGGUUACUACAACUGUGAGUGAGGUCACUACAACUGUGCCUGUGGUCACUACUACUGUGCACGUGGUCACUACCACUGUGCCGGUGGUCACUACAACUGUUCCCGUGAUCACCACAACUGAGCCCGUGUACACUACGGUGACACCCGAGGACAACCCCUGUGAAGCAACUGGUCUGAAGCCGUACGACUACAGUCAGGUACUAUGCAUGUCGUACUUGUUCUAUGAGGCCCAGCGGUCAGGUCCUCUACCUUCCGAUAUGCGCAUCAUCUGGCGCGGCGACUCUGGUCUUGACGAUGGCUCUGAUAACAAUGUAAACUUGACUGGCGGCUACUAUAUCGCUGGUGACCACGUGAAGUUCGGAUACCCGAUGGCCUUCGCCGCCACCGUGCUGGCGUGGGGCCUCAUAGACUUUGCCGACGGACAUGAGGCUGCUGGUCAGACGGAGUACGGUGAGGCAGCACUGAAGUGGGCCAUCGACUACUUCCUUAAGGCUUACGCUGACCAAAAUGAAAUUUACGGUCAGGUGGGCCUCAGCGACCUUGAUCAUGCCUACUGGGGACGACCUGAGGAGAUGACCAUGGAGAGACCUUCAUAUAAAAUUGAUGAAGCUCACCCAGGAACUGAGUUGGCCGCUGAGACAGCCGCUGCCCUCGCUGCAGCAUCCAUGGUCUUCUGGAAACACAAUCCGCCCUACGCCGCCAACCUUCUGGACGUGGCCAUGCAUCUCUAUCACCUCGCUGACUUACACCGUCUGGACUACGACAUUUCCAUCCCAGACGCACAAAACUCCUACCACUCCAGUAACGGCUUCGGGGACGAGCUUUGCUGGGCAGCGUUAUGGUUGGGUAGAGCCACAGGAGAUCCCAGCUAUAUCUCCAAGGCUCGAGACCACUGGGACGAGUUUAACUUCGUAAAGGAUGUAAAUAGCAAGUUUUCCUGGGACGACAAGAUACCUGGAAUCUUUUCACUCUUCUGGAUGUUGGACAACUCCAGUGAGUAUCCUGACGCCCUCAGAAACUACCUGGACGGGCUAAAGACCAGUGCAUCAUACACCCCGGAGGGUCUUGUUUUCUUGGGUGACCAGGGCUCCAACCGCUAUGCUGCCAACGCCGCCUUCAUCUCCCUCUUUGCCGCCAAGAAUGGUAUGGACACUGAAGCUAACCAGAAGUGGGCGAGGGAACAGAUCGGUCAACUGUUGGGAGACAACUCCCGUUACAGCAGGUCCUUCGUGGUGGGCUACGGCCAGAACCCCCCUAAGAGAGUCCAUCACCGUGCCAGUUCUUGCCCUAACCCUCCAGCGGACUGUUCAGGAGCUCUUGACAACCUUGGCCCCAAUCCCCACGUUCUUUUCGGAGCCCUCGCCGCUGGACCAGCUGAGAACGGUGACUACACAGACGACCGCAAGGAUAUAACUCACAAUGGUGUGUCCUGCACCUACAAUGCUGCCUUCACCGGGGCUCUCGCCGCUCUUGUCGAGAUUAGUUAAAUAUCCCGACGUGUCCCUGAACAUCAUCGUGAGAACUGCUUCACCCCGUUUAAAUUUUUAGUCAGUCUUCCCCUCUCUGAGUUUUUCCAAAUCAGGCUGACACAUUGGCUACAUUCUUGAUUGCUCAGUAAUGAAUGUAGCAGAAAGGCUAUGUUUUUCUCUUAUGUUUCACCUUUGUGUCCUCCACAUCCCACUUUACUCCAACAUUUUUGGGUCUGUCUUUGAAAGUCUAUAUGAUCACUGUAAAACAUAUUUGACCACGAACUAGGAUUGCAUUUAUUGUUGGAUUACAGAUAAGUAGGUAGUUGUUAAUUUGUGAACUGAUAGUAAUGUGAAUGACGCUGAUUGUCUGGUUUAUUUGUAACAACUCUUGGUUAUAUCUUCACGUAAUUAUUGAUUCACUAACAAUAUUUAAAUUCAUGGCGUCAAAUGGUAAUCUUCUUAAGACAACGACAGCGCAAUUUCUGUAAAUCAUCCGAAGACGAUGAUAGCAGCUGUAAUUGGUAAAUAUAUCUAUACUGGCAGAUGUCGAAAUUGUAAUAAACGAAUAUUUUACU